This is a messenger RNA of Ylistrum balloti, 2873 nucleotides long. Its product is annotated as EF-hand domain-containing family member C2-like. Gene Ontology annotation, biological process: regulation of neuron projection development. The transcript has 10 exons. Gene Ontology annotation, molecular function: calcium ion binding. Bases 13 to 2253 code for a protein of 746 amino acids. Gene Ontology annotation, cellular component: microtubule. The record is from RefSeq and is a predicted model, not a curated record. Lineage: Eukaryota; Metazoa; Mollusca; Bivalvia; Pectinida; Pectinidae.
AAUUACAACAGGAUGUCGUUACCAUUCCUACCCGGGAAUUCGUUUAGUGGUAAUCUUGGAAAAACAAAAUAUCAUAAAUCCCACCACUUUGGAUACAAAAAUGAAGUGUCUAUGCUGGUUGGAGAAGAUAAACCAGGUAUUGGAGGAGAGCCACUGAGGGGGCAGAAACUGAAGCCAAAGAACACAGUGUACCCUGGUGGUGAAGGUAGCAAUGUACCAGCAUGGGUUGCCUUCGACAGGCAGGUCCUAUGCUUUGAUGCUUACUUCCAGGAAGCUGUACAUGAGAAGAGAGAAGAACAGUAUAGAGUAAGGAAUUGCAAAGUUUAUUUCUAUCUUGAAGAUGAUUCCAUCCAAGUGAUUGAACCAAGAGCAAAGAACAGUGGUGUUCCACAAGGGACUUUGAUCAGACGACACAGAAUUCCAAAACCAGCACCAAAUGAUGAUGAAUGCUACACAGUAGAAGAUUUCAACCUUGGAAAGGAAAUCAGUCUAUACUCUAAAGUUUUCAAACUAACAAACUGUGACGAUUUUACACAAAAUUUCCUGAGAAAACUUGGUGUUAGAGUACAGCGACCAGAUUCUUCUCCCAAUGAUCCGUACACCAAAUACAGAAAAGCUAUGGAUGAAAGUAUGCAGCCUCUGAGACCAUACGAGAAGCAUGACACACUCAAACAGUUCCUUGAUCAUGAUCGUCAUGUUCUGCGUUUCUUCUGCUACUGGGAUGACACUGACAACAUGUUCGGUGACCCAAGGGAGCUGGUCCUCCACUACUUCCUCGCUGAUGACACAAUUGAGAUCCGUGAGGUCAUUCCUCCAAACUCUGGACGGGAUGCUGUUCCCAUGUUCCUUCGUAGGGGCAAGCUUCCAAAGAACAUUGAAUCUCUGAGACAGCCUGGUGAAAUCACUGAUCGCACUGUUCUUAAUGUGUUUGGACCUACUGGUCAUGGCGGCAGAUAUAUCUUAGACAGUUUGAAGACGGGUGCUGUACACACCCACUUCUACAAUGAUAAGGAUCUGACAGUUGGGUCAGUGCUGAACGUCUGGGGCAGGAAGAUCAUGUUAUGUGAUUGUGAUGAUUUUACUAAAGAGUAUUACAAAACCAAGUAUGGCAUCGAGGAUUUCACAAAUGUGCCAUACAAGAAGGACAACUACAUGAGGUUUGAGAAGGAGUUUCCACCCUACAAUGGCUGGGGCAGUGAAGAGGACUCUCUCUGCUCAUGUAUGGGUCUGCUUCCAAAACCACCGAAGCGUGACUUCAUCAAAUUCAUGGAGAAAGACCGUCGUGGUCUGGAUAGCAAUGUGCUACGUUUCCUGGCCAGGAUGAACACCACCAAGCCAAUUGACAUGGACCGUCGCUUUAUCAUCUCCUAUUUCCUGUCCGAUGACACCAUUCUUGUCUUUGAACCCCCUGUUAGGAAUUCAGGUAUCAUUGGAGGGAAAUUCCUUGAAAGAUCCCGCGUAAAGAAACCAAAUCAGCCACUGUACAGCACCAAGAUGUCUGAAUACUAUCUAUCUCAGGAUCUGUUUGUCGGUGCCUGUGUCACCUUCAACAGUCACAAGUUUGUACUCAUUGACGCAGAUGAGUAUGCAUUCCACUACAUGGAGGCCCAUUCCGCAGAGUUCAGCAAAUCAAGCAUUGAAAACAUUGUCACCAGACUGGGCAAUAUUUUAGGGAAGACCCCUGACGAGGUUAGGUCAUUCUUUGCCAAGAAUGACCCCAGUGGCGGCGGAAUCAUUUCCUAUGACCAGCUGGUGGCAUUGUUACGCCAAGUUGAUCCACAAAUGACUGACCAAGAGGUCAUGACCUUGGCCCGGUUCUAUGCAGAAAAAACAGCUGAAGACACAGUUGAUGCACGCAACCUGGUGGCUAUAACACAAGAACAGUUGAGGAAGAGAAACUAUGAGGGAUUUGCCAAACUUGUGGAGGACUGCAUGCAAAAUGACAAGGACAAGACUGGGUUCCUAGAUGUGGACACAGUACGGACAGUAUUCCAUGCACACCAUGUACCACUGCCAGAUGAUAUCAUUCGUGCCGCACUCGCCAUUGCCCCAGUGAAUGAGAAGGGAGAAGUACAGUACACAGAGCUAGUAAACAGUAUGAACUGGAGGGAUGCUCCAGUUCCUCCCAUGCAGCACAAACCAGUACCUGAUGAUUCAAACUGGAGUGGCACCAAACAGGACAAAAAUGCAGUGUCUAACAUCAACUACCUGCGAUUGUUAGAUGAUAUCUUUGGGAAAAGGCCAAGCAGUUAAAUGGAUAUGUGACAUUUAGGAUCUUAAAAAGACUUCAAAGAACUACCUUUUCACAUUGAAAUGAAAUGUUACAGAAGCUGUGAUAUCUGUUAUUGUUUUUAAAGAUUGUGCCAGCAGACAACACAUAAAAGUGUUUGUUCUGAUUGUGAAGAGACAAAAACAUGGAUUUGAAGAAACUCGUCAAGUUCAAAUAUAAGAAAUGAAUAUUUUUCAAAACCAACAAUAUCACAUUAUGCAAUCAGAUAGGGAAGAAAAGAUGUUUUUUUUCAGAUGAAUCCUUUAAGUUAUUCAAAGUACAUUUUCUUUAAUAGUGAAUUUCAAAAGUUCACUGACGAAGUAAUUUUUCAUGUAAAGAUGCAGUGUCAUUAUUGUGAACAAUGAUUGUUCAACAAGUAAAAGUAGUUGUAUAACUACCUACAUGGUAUUUAUUAUAGUACAAAACUGUUAUUAUUAUAAAAGCAAACUUGUGAUAUACUGCCAGUGAAGAUGCAGUAUUGGGGUUUUUUUUUGUCACAGUGCUUAAAUCCUUUAUCUGAAGACAAUGAUAUAUUAUUUUCUACGGAUUUACAAACUUUUAUAUCUACAUUGGCACAUUUCACUAUUUAAUUUGUUUUAAAAAU